AUGAAGCAUAUUUGAAUUAUACAAGUUCUUAACUGAAACUCUCCCGAACCAGCAGAAAUCAGCUUUUUCAGAAAAAUUCACAACUAAUUACGUACAUAUCAACUGUCAGCUUGAUCUCUUUUACUGUUUAUUUCCUCCAUAAAAUACGAUUAGAUUUCCCUCCAAAAUUAGAGAGAGGAAAACAACAUAAAGAACCGUCCCGGCAUUAAAAAUUUUCAUUUUAUCCCCUGCAGCUGAUUGCCUGAUACGGUUACAUAUAGGUAUAAAACACCUCGAAUUGCACCCAAUGGAUGAGGAUAAGGAUCAAGAUCGUCACUCAGAUCUGGACUCUGUUUCCUCCCCCCUUCUUCUUCGCAACCCAACACGCCAUUAGAACAAUUUUUCUUCAUAUACAGACGCCUUAACUAACCUUCCCACCUUUGGGUUCAAACCCCCCUCAACACCAAAACACCUUUAAAUACCAACCAAAAACUCUUCCUUGUCAUCCCUCCCUUCAAAAAAUUGAUCUUUCUCCUGCUCCUCACGUAUAUUAAUGGCGACCAACGGCGAAGUUCUCUUCCUCAACACCACCACCGACGGGAAGGCCUUUGCAUCAAAAGACCAUCUCUGCCACGACGACAGCUCGCCUGUCGUCAAAGCUCAAACCAUCGACGAGCUCCAUUCCCUUCAAAAAAAGAAAUCCGUUCCAACCACACCAAAAACUCAUAACCCUGACGAAGAUCUCCAAAAGCUUCAUCUCCAAUCCAUAAGCGCUUCUCUCGCUUCCCUAACACGCGAGACGGGACCCAAAGUCAAAUCCGUCAAACAGCAACUCGACUACCUAACCCCCGCAUCGCUCAGCACCAGCGAUAGCGCCCUCAAAUUCACCCACAUCCUCUAUAAUCUCUCCCCCGCCGAGCUCUACGAGCACGCCAUUAAGCACGAGAAAGGCUCCUUUAUAACCUCAAGUGGCGCCAUCGCCACCCUCUCGGGAGCUAAAACGGGCCGCUCGCCAAAAGACAAGAGAGUGGUCAAGGACGAGACUACAGCGGCCGAGCUCUGGUGGGGCAAUGGCUCCCCCAAUAUUGAAAUGGACGAACACACUUUCCUCGUUAAUCGCGAAAGAGCCGUUGAUUAUCUAAAUUCACUGGAAACUGUAUUUGUUAACGACCAAUUUCUUAAUUGGGAUAGUAACAAUCGCAUCAAAGUCCGAAUCGUCUCUGCCCGAGCCUACCACUCCCUCUUCAUGCACAACAUGUGCAUCCGGCCCACACUCGAAGACUUACAAAAUUUCGGCACUCCGGAUUUCACCAUUUAUAACGCCGGUCAGUUCCCCUGCAACCGAUACACAAAUUAUAUGACUUCAUCAACAACCAUAAACCUCAAUCUAUGCCGGCGUGAAAUGGUCAUUCUCGGCACACAAUACGCCGGCGAGAUGAAAAAGGGCCUUUUUAGCUUAAUGCACUAUCUAAUGCCUCAAAGAGGCAUCCUUUCCCUGCACUCCGGAUGCAAUAUGGGAAGAAUCGGCGACGUCGCCCUCUUCUUCGGAUUAUCCGGCACCGGAAAAACAACUCUUUCCACCGACCACAACCGUUUCCUCAUCGGCGACGACGAACAUUGCUGGAGCGACGCCGGAGUUUCGAACAUUGAAGGCGGCUGCUACGCCAAGUGUCUCGAUCUUUCGCCGGAGAAAGAACCUGAUAUAUUCAACGCGAUUAAAUUCGGCACCGUGCUCGAAAACGUCGUGUUCGACGAGCACAGCCGUGAGGUCGAUUACGCCGAUAAAUCCGUCACAGAGAACACUCGCGCAUCUUACCCGAUUGAGUACAUCCCAAAUGCCAAAAUCCCCUGCGUCGGUCCCCACCCGACGAACGUUAUUCUCCUCGCCUGCGACGCUUUCGGUGUUCUCCCUCCGGUGAGCAAGCUAACUCUCGCACAAACAAUGUACCAUUUCAUCAGCGGCUACACGGCGUUGGUUGCCGGGACUGAGGACGGAAUCAAAGAGCCGCAAGCCACGUUCUCCGCUUGUUUCGGCGCGGCCUUCAUUAUGCUUCACCCGACUAAAUACGCGGCCAUGUUGGCCGACAAGAUGCGCAAAUACGGCACCACGGCGUGGCUCGUCAAUACCGGUUGGUGUGGUGGAAGGUAUGGAGUGGGAAGCCGUAUUAAACUGGUUAACACUCGUAGGAUUAUUGAUGCAAUUCACUCUGGGAGCCUUUUGAAUGCGGAGUAUAAGAAGACGGAGGUGUUCGGGUUGGAGAUUCCGGCGGCGGUUGAUGGAGUGCCGUCGGAGAUUCUUGAUCCGAUGAAUGCUUGGGAUGAUAAGGAGGCUUACAGAGAAACUUUGAAGAAGCUGGCUGGCUUGUUUAAGAAGAACUUUGAGGUGUUUGCUAACUAUUCUGUCGGUGGAGAAUCGAAGCUGACAGAGGAGAUUCUUGCUGCUGGUCCUAUUUUUUAA
Molecule: messenger RNA, 2437 nt
Organism: Dendrobium catenatum
Lineage: Eukaryota; Viridiplantae; Streptophyta; Magnoliopsida; Asparagales; Orchidaceae
Product: phosphoenolpyruvate carboxykinase (ATP)-like
Exons: 1
Coding region: 533-2437 (634 amino acids)
Biological process (GO): gluconeogenesis
Cellular component (GO): cytosol
Molecular function (GO): phosphoenolpyruvate carboxykinase (ATP) activity; ATP binding
Source: RefSeq, a predicted model, not a curated record